Molecule: messenger RNA, 1865 nt
Organism: Tachysurus vachellii
Lineage: Eukaryota; Metazoa; Chordata; Actinopteri; Siluriformes; Bagridae
Gene: rag2
Product: recombination activating gene 2
Exons: 3
Coding region: 125-1720 (531 amino acids)
Biological process (GO): V(D)J recombination
Cellular component (GO): nucleus; DNA recombinase complex
Molecular function (GO): protein binding; sequence-specific DNA binding
Source: RefSeq, a predicted model, not a curated record
GUUGACCUCAAUAUUAAGCUGUGAUCAGAAUCAGCCAAGCUUCACAAGCUCCACAGCUCUUCAUCACUCAAAUCUAACAAUAAGAGAUCCUGAGGAUUCCACUGACAGAGCAUUCUGAAGAAAAAUGUACUUGAAGCACCUGACUGCUGUAAACUGUGCAAGUCUUCUGCAGCCUGGCUGCUCCUUAUUUCACCUAGAAGGUGAUCCUUAUCUUUUUGGUCAGAAAGGAUGGCCCAAACGUUCCUGCCCCACAGGCAUAUUUGGUGUUCGGAUUAAAAAUGGGGAGCUCAAAUUGCGUGCCAUCUCAUUUUCCAACAAUUCUUGUUAUCUUCCACCUCUACGUUACCCAGCAAUUGCUCACUUAGAGCCUCACAAUGAAAACCCAGAGUGUUACCUCAUUCACGGAGGCCGAACCCCUAACAAUGAGCUAUCAUCAAGCCUUUACAUGCUUAGUGUUGACAGCCAUGGAUGUAAUAGGAAGGUCACACUGAGAUGCCAGGAGAAAGAGUUAGUUGGCGAGCUCCCAGAAGCACGACAUGGCCACACCCUUAGUGUAGUCCACAGCAGAGGGAAAACUGCCUGUGUUCUAUUUGGUGGCAGAUCCUACAUGCCUCCUGCUGAAAGAACAACAGAGAACUGGAACUGCAUGGUGGAUUGUCCACCCCAGAUUUACCUCAUGGAUCUGGAGUUUGGCUGCUGUUCAGCACACACCGUCCCAGAGCUCACUGACGGCCAGUCUUUCCACCUGGCAUUGGCACGAGAGGACUAUGUCUACAUCUUGGGUGGCCACAUUGCCUCUACUGACUGCCGACCACCUCGCCUGUUCAGGCUGCAUGUAGAGCUCUUUUUAGGCAGUCCAUUACUCUCCUGUGAGAUCCUUAAUGAUGGUCUCUCCAUCACAAGUGCCAUUGCUACUCCCAUAGGCCCUGCACAUGAAUACAUUAUUCUUGGUGGUUACCAGUCAGAUUCCCAGAAGAGAAUGCUGUGCACCUAUGUUGUACUAGAUGAUGUUGGAAUACGCAUGGAGCCCAGAGAGCCUCCUGAGUGGAGCAGUGAGAUCAGCCAAAGCCGUACCUGGUUUGGUGGAACCCUAGAAAAGGGAAGUGCAUUAAUUGUUAUACCUUCUGGGACAAAUCAUACACCUGCAGAUGCCUAUUAUUUUUACCAGUUAAGCUUCAAACAAGAGGGAGAUGGGGAGGAUGCAACCCAGACAUGCAGUCAAGAAUCCACUGAUUUUGAGGAUUCAGCACCCCUAGAAGAUUCAGAAGAGCUAUAUUUUGGCCGUGAACCCCAUGAGAUGGAAUACAGCAGUGAUGGAGAGGGCGACACCUACAACGAAGAAGAUGAAGAGGAUGAAUCUCAGACCGGUUAUUGGAUAAAGUGCUGCCUCACAUGUCAGGUUGACAUCAACACUUGGGAGCCCUUUUACUCAACUGAGCUUACCAGACCAGCUAUGAUCUUCUGUUCCAGAGGUGAAGGUGGACACUGGGUCCAUGCUCAGUGUAUGGAGCUCUCAGAGAGUCUACUACAACGUCUCUCUCAGAAUAACAGCAAGUAUUAUUGCCUCGACCAUGGAGAUCUUGCGAGGCAGGAAAUGACUCCGCCACGCAAGAUAUUGCCUUUGAAGAGAAUCCCAAUGAAGACAUUGCACCGCAAAGCCCCCAUAACUCCGAAAAUGUCUCCAGUUAAGAAGAGCUUCUUCAGAAGAUUGUUUGACUGAGCUAAUCAUACUUAAUUGGUUAUUUGAGAGCUAAAUGCUAUGUGCUUAAUACAUAUCUUACACUCAGCACAACCUAACUUCAUAUACUCUUGUUAUGCACUGAAUAAAAUUUUCUUUGAAACAUUGUUUGUAAUAAAAAAGAAAA